This is a messenger RNA of Lingula anatina, 1844 nucleotides long. RefSeq lists its product as uncharacterized. The record is from RefSeq and is a predicted model, not a curated record. Lineage: Eukaryota; Metazoa; Brachiopoda; Lingulata; Lingulida; Lingulidae.
CCGGUUCUUCCUUGAUUAAAUUUAAGUUAAGGAUCGGCGUUUCCUCCCUCGGAUUCUACGCGUUCGGGUUGAACAAUACGCCUUGUGUAAAAAGGGGCUAUUGAAACUUGGUUAAAAACAACACACAAAGCACAGGCGAUAUGAGCCGCAUUACGCUGCCGAAGUUAAUAAACACGCCAGCCACGGAGGAUAGAGGACGAACGUGCACGGACAGCCGGGCUGACCACAGGAAUCUAAACGGAGAAAUGUUGACAGCAGCACGAAUGGUGGCGCCCUCCAGGGAGCCGUCGUCAACGAGCGAUCACGUGGCCAUCACCUCGCGACCUGAAGCUGCCAUAGGUCGCAUUACCCGGAAAUUGUACUCCAGGACAAAAUUGUCUCAACCGGAACUGGAUCUUUUGUCCAACACCUGUCAGUUCGAAGACGUCCCGGCUUUAUUGGAACCAAAUGCUGAUGAAGACGUCGUCGACGACCCGUCCCAGAGUAAAGACCGUGGGGAUAUUUCUGAAGCGUUUCCAAAAUCCCAACAGAAAAAGUUAGCCCAAAAGAAGAAGGUCGUCCCAUCACCGGAGGAGAACGCCACGGGUUUAUUGGCUUUGACUGAUAUUUUGUAUAGGACAGAUUAUUCUCACAUGGUGCAUUUGAAGAAAAAACAAUGCGUGCCAAAAAGAACGAAAGUGACGGAGUAUAAUCUGAAAGAUGAAGAGAUUUGCGUGCUGAAAAAGUAUAAGUCGGAACUAGUCAGAGAGUUAAAGAUAUGCCGUGACGUUAUGCUGCAUAGAGCACGAGAAACCAUCACGACAGACGACGAGAAAAUGGCCCUCACCAUUGACGUUGACAGUUUGAAAAUAUUGCAGACACUUAUGGAUAGAAAGUAUAAAGAGCUCUGUGACUUCAAAACCACCCUGUGUAAAGAAACGCUUUUGACGCUUCAGAAACUUGAUAAAAUGGUGGCCACUCCGCUAAGAUGGGAAAUAGAAAAGGCGGGACUGGGAGAAAUCGUAAUGGAACAAUUGGAAAGCAAUAUGGCCGCGCUUAACGCUCUCAAGGUACAGAAGCGACAUUGUGAAGAGACAAUUGAAGAAGCCAACCGAUCUCUACAGAAAUGUGCCAAAUCGAAAUUUCAAGCUCCGAUACGCAGCGAUCUAGACAAAUUUAUUGAGAAGUACAAGAAUAAGAUUACAGAAAUAGAAAAGGAGAUGGCUGAAGUCGAACAAAGAGUCGAGAAGUGCCGAAACUCAGCUGACCUACCAAAGACGGGAACUGAUAAUAAAGGUUCCCGAGCUCCUGCUCAAAAUCUCAUGGACAAAGUUCAAAGUCUGCUGUCCCGGACUGAAAACAACUUGGACAACCUUCUCAAGAAACUUUACGACACUAUAGCCACGCACGAAAGAACGAUUGCCGAUUGUCGUAACACAAUUGCUCAACACGAGGGAACGAUUUCCGAUCUCACAACCAAAAACUUCGAGCUCACAAACACAUUACAUAACACACAAGCUAACUUACAGGAGACUACGAGGCUAUGGAAACUGGACCAGGAUAAGCUCGCUGGAUGCCGGUCGAAAAUCGCCGACCAGGAGCUUAAUCUCGAGUCCCUUAUAGACCAUCGCGCCGCUCUCAUGGUGGAAGUGGGCGAACUCAAGAACACGAUAAAAGACAGAGAAGCCACCAUUGCUCGAAUGUUUGAGGAGAUUAACGCGAUGAAGAAGGAGAGAUAUAAACUCCAAGUGACCGUGAAAGAAAAGGAGUGCUUUAUUUCGGCUCUCCAGAAAGAGAGAGGUGACCUUAGGAGAGAAAUACUGGACAGGAAGUCACUUGUUCCACUAAAUUUAGUAAAAUAUUAA